This is a messenger RNA of Aspergillus caelatus, 975 nucleotides long. RefSeq lists its product as uncharacterized. The record is from RefSeq and is a predicted model, not a curated record. Bases 1 to 975 code for a protein of 324 amino acids. NCBI's taxonomy places the organism in Eukaryota, Fungi, Ascomycota, Eurotiomycetes, Eurotiales, Aspergillaceae. The transcript has a single exon. Gene Ontology annotation, molecular function: hydrolase activity.
AUGGGCAGCUUAGCAACCGAAGACAACAGCAUCUUUCCAAAGAAGCCAGUUCCAUCAGGCGCAUGGGACACCCAUCACCAUAUCUUCGAGCCGGACCGUUUCCCCUUCGCAGAAGGUCGACACUUCACACCAGCCCGCGCUUCACUUGAGGACUUACAGAAGUUCGAAAAGUCAAUCGGAGUCGACCAUGUCUGCAUUGCCCAUGGUCUCUCUUACGGACCUGACUGCAGGUCACUUCUUUACUACUUGGAGCAAUUCGACGGCCAGGCGCGGGGUAUUUGCGUGUUAGACCUGGAAACGGUUUCAGAUGAGCUCCUAGAUGAAUACCACGCGGCUGGAAUACGCUCGGUGAGACUUGACUUUUUCCGGCACAAAGCCAUGGACAACGUGCAGAUUCAAGCGGAGUUGAUCGAAGCUACGGCCAAACGACUGGCAGCCUGGGGCAGGCCAGGUUGGAGCAUUCAAAUCCAGCAACCUCAUCUUGAGUUCUGGCCUCGUCUGCGAGACGUGGUGAAUGGAUGCCCGGUACCUGUUGUGGUGGAUCAUUUUGCCUUGAUUGCUGGUAGUAGCUACCGAGUCAAUGACUAUGUCACCAAUAUCCAGGAUGAUUCGUACCUGACAGAAGGAGAAUGCAUCGGUCUCGCAGCACUUUGUGAGACACUCCGAAAUGGCAAUCUGUGGAUAAAGAUAUCUGCUCCUUACCGUUGUUCAAAUCUGGCGCCAGGCUAUGAUGACCUCCAGUGGUUGGUGAGGCGUUUUGUGGAUGCUAACCCCAGGCGAGUGGUUUGGGGAAGCGAUUGGCCCCACACCCAGCGACACAAGGAUCGGGUUGGUAAAAAUUCGACUAGUGAGGAGGCCUUUCUUCAGGUUGACGAUAAGGCCUGGAUUGAGUCCUUGAGUCGGUGGAUGUCAGAAGAUGAGUGGCAGCUUUUGUGGGUGGAGAACCCGGCUACGCUAUAUGAUUAUCAUGAGUAA